Amaranthus tricolor (Joseph's coat) is the source of this 620-nucleotide messenger RNA. Its product is annotated as 40S ribosomal protein S27-2-like. The record is from RefSeq and is a predicted model, not a curated record. Gene Ontology annotation, molecular function: RNA binding; structural constituent of ribosome. The coding region runs from base 147 to 407 and encodes 86 amino acids. NCBI's taxonomy places the organism in Eukaryota, Viridiplantae, Streptophyta, Magnoliopsida, Caryophyllales, Amaranthaceae. Gene Ontology annotation, biological process: ribosomal small subunit assembly; translation. Gene Ontology annotation, cellular component: ribosome; cytosolic small ribosomal subunit. The transcript has 4 exons.
GUUUAAGAUCCAACGGUAGAUAUUAACCCUAUCUCUUCUAUAUUUAUAUCAGAUUACCUUCUCAAAACCCUUUCUGCUCACCCGGCCGCGCUUUGAACUCUCUUUCUCUCCAUUUCUUCGUUGUUCAGAGCUUUCUCUCGGCGAAAAUGGUUUUGCAAAACGAUAUUGAUUUAUUGAACCCACCAGCGGAACUUGAGAAGAAGAAGCACAAGCUUAAGCGUCUUGUGCAAUCCCCUAACUCUUUCUUCAUGGAUGUUAAAUGCCAGGGAUGCUUCAAUAUAACCACUGUCUUUAGCCACUCUCAGACUGUUGUGGUAUGCGGUAACUGCCAGACGGUUUUGUGCCAGCCAACUGGAGGUCGCGCUAGACUUACCGAGGGCUGCUCUUUCAGGAGAAAGGGAGACUAAUUAAUACAGCCCUCAAGGAAUUUUGUUCUAAAAGAAUCGGUGCGUUAGCAAUGGGAGGUUAAAAUGAACUCAUCUUAUGUCACUCAACUUUUAGUUUGCUGUUAUGUUUUAAAUAGUGGAUGAAGAAUUUAAAUCAAGUUAGUAACAGUAGCUGUUUGAGUUUUUGUUUUGAAAAGAUUCAGAUAUUUAUUUAAUCUCUGUAUUUGAGUGGCA